Messenger RNA from Thermochaetoides thermophila DSM 1495, 1728 nucleotides. RefSeq lists its product as uncharacterized. The coding region runs from base 1 to 1728 and encodes 575 amino acids. The record is from RefSeq and is a predicted model, not a curated record. The transcript has 6 exons. NCBI's taxonomy places the organism in Eukaryota, Fungi, Ascomycota, Sordariomycetes, Sordariales, Chaetomiaceae.
AUGGAGACUCAAAAUUCUGCCUGGCAGACCACUGUCAUUUUUCGACGGCUGAGACUGCUACGGUCUAGCAGCCCUCCCCCCCACCCCCGAUGGCGUCCGGGUCAGGGCGACGACGAUAGUGACCCUCCCCACGGAGUCUACGCCUACACUGACCCCUUCAAGAUCCAAUACAAGUCAACCAACCACGGAACCAGAUACAAACUUCCCACUAUCUACGGCGGCAUCCCCUGUGUCACUCCACGAUGCGGGAAGUGCACUAGUGCCUUCCCCGAACUUCUCCUAUUCCAUGAGGAAUGCUUCUGCCUGUAUCGCGAGAAGCAUCGGACGCCGGACUUCCUUGAAUAUCUGUGGGAGUUCGCGGCGUUCAAGCACCCCUGGCGUGGGGCGCCGCCCUUGGACUUCUUGAUGCAUCCUGAGAUUAACAAGGGCUUGUUGAAAAUUGUGGCUAACAGAUGUGGCUUGUCGAUCUUGAUGCAGCUCACGAAAGAGCUUUUCGACAAGAUCUAUGGGUAUUUCUCAGAAACUGAAUUCUGGCGUUAUUUGCGAGUCUUCCACUCCAUACGCGUUAUUACCUCUACCUGGAAAGCCCGCAUGCGAGCAUUUAGUCUACAGAACAUCGUCUCCUGGGAGCGAGGGGGCAAGCUUGAGUGUGUCGAUAGCAAAAAUUCCAGAACUCGAAAUACAUACUGGAGGAUAACAGUCGACCGGCAUGGUAUCCAAAAGAUCGAGCGGCUUCUUGAGCGACCUGAGUACAGAGCGACCUACUCAGACCAGUACGCCUAUGUUCUUGAGAAGGAAAUGUCCAUUUCCGAGGUCGAGGCUCAGAUCAAGGACGGCCAACUCCGCCUCAAACGCCCCAAAGACUGGCACUGGGCCGCCGUCAGCAACAUCAACUGCGCACUCCUCCGCGCAGUUGAUCUCGCUCAGGUCAGAGGCCUAACCUUCUUCUUCGAGUGGCCCGGCUACAGACUCGUCGGCAUACACGCCCACCACACCGCCAGCUCAUGCGCCCUCAAGACGGCAAACACCUUCCCCUGGGAGCAGCGUGGCCGUCUCACAUGGGUGUACGUCCCUGUUCCCAAGGCCGACCGCCUCAUUGCUGUAGAUGCUAUCUCAUUUCCACAAGAAAUGGCAGGCAUCCACGGCUCCCAGAGGACAGUCAGCCUGCCCCUCGAAGGAAGGGAUUUCCACUUCCUCGCUGCCUACCCUCGCCUCUCGUCCGAAGAAGACCUAACAGGUCUGUCCUUGUCCCACUCACCACACAAACUCCCCCUCCUCCCCUCGAAGUUCACCACCCUCCCCAACAACACCACCCCAGCCCUCGUCUCCGGCACCUUCUACUCCUGGGCGCCCCUGCAGAAUGUUGUUUCCGCACAAGUCUUCUCCCAUCCCUCAAACAACCUUGUCCAGGGUAUUUUGCUCACCUACCGCGACGGCACCUCCCGUUGCGUGGGCCAAUGCCGACUGCACGUCGACCCCUCCAUAACUUACACCAACCCACAAUCCCUCCUCUGUUUACGUAAGAAAGUCAUUGUCCACACAAACCACAUAGGGAGGACUGUAAAGGAGGAAGGGUGUGUGAUUGAGUUUGUGGAUGUGAGUGUGGCAGAGUUUAGAAGGCAGAUCAGGGAGGAUGGGGGGACUCUGAGGGAGAAGUAUGUGGAGAAGGAAAAGAGAACCAGCAAGAGCUACAGCAAUAUUUCAAGACCACUCAUUCCGCAAAAGUAA